Messenger RNA from Moneuplotes crassus, 1191 nucleotides. The record is from the annotation of a GenBank genome assembly. Lineage: Eukaryota; Ciliophora; Spirotrichea; Euplotida; Euplotidae.
CACCAAAAUGGAAUCAGACCAACAAGUCCUUGCAGCAAAAUUUAGCGCCCCUUCCAAGAUUAUUCUGAGUGGAGAGCAUUCUGUCGUGUAUGGUCAUCCAGCUAUAGCAUUUGCAGUGGGUCAAUCGUGAGAAGAUCAUGAAGAAGGGAAAGAAAUUGAUAAAAAUAUUGCUUACAGAACCCAAUCUUCAAUAAUUGUCUAUCACAAGACAGACACUGAGAGACCUUUCUUAAAAUGGAAAUCAACAAUCUUUGAAACCAUCUACAAUGAAUACUCUGACCUCUCCAGCCUAGAGAAGAGGAAAGAUUUGGAAAAACUUGGAGCACAGAUCUUCUUAGAGGCUGUCAAGAAAGGAUGCGACAACAAUCAAGACAUUAUUAAUGAAAUUGUCAGCAAGUAUACAUUCGAUGUCACAUUCGGGUUUGGCGUACCGAUAGGAGCAGGUCUCGGGUCGAGUGGAUCCUUCAAUUGAGCAGCAACAGGCAGCAUUUACAUGAUAUUUAAAACUCUCUGCCAAAAAGAGCUUCCUUCUGAAAUCACUGUUACAAGGGAAGAUCUGGAAAAAGUUAAGGAUCUCACUCAUUUCGGAGAAAAACUAGUCCAUGGAAACCCUUCUGGAAUUGACAGCUACAUUAUCAGUGAAGGAGGAAUCGUUAAAUUCACAAAAACAGACGGAGAAAUUCACUGAGAGAACGAUUUCGAUAUCCCAGCAGACCUUAACUUUGAUAUUGUCUUCACUGGAGUCAACAGAAGUACUAAAACAUCCUUAGUGAACAUGCUGAAUCUUAAAAAUGCUUUCCCAGGUAUCUUGAUUGUGGCUUAAUCACCUAUAGAGGUAUUUGAAAGCCUUCUAGGCUCCAUAGCUACAGUUACAGGUGAAUUUGAGAAGAUGCUCAAGAGCGGUACUUUUGAUGUCAAAAAUGCAUUGUACCUCACAAACGUAAACCACAAGCUGCUCCAGUCUCUCCAGUUGAGUGUUCCCAUAAUAGAUGAGCUUACCAUGAUCGCUGAGGAGUACAAAGUCGGCCUCAAAAUAACAGGAGCAGGCUGCGGAGGAUGUCUCCUCGUAAUCUACUCAGAGGACUCAGACAUCUCUGGUUUCCACACAAAACUCGGCGACUAUAAAGACAGAGGUGUGAGAUUGAUCAAAGCCGAAAAGAGCGACAAAGGAUUUGCGGUAGAUUCCUACAA